AAUGGCUGGUUUGUUUCUGCUGUGUUCUGGUUUCUGUACUUUUUAUGCUAUUAGCAAUGCUAUUUUAGGGAUAACUUGCACCGUCUUAUUACCACUAUAUUUAUCGUUCUGUGGCCCUGAAGCUACAAUUAGAUUCUCGUUGCUUCUAAUCAUUCACGCUUUGAUUCUCGCUUGCAUCCCACAGUUUUUGAAAUCCUUGAUUCCCAUGGUGCAGCUUGUACUUCUUCUAGCACUGCUAUUUCUCCCUAUUAAUGUGACACCAUUUGUAGCUGUGUGGAUUUAUGAGAAGCUCCUGUAUUUAGCCGAGCCAGUCAUAUCAAUAAUUGAAGCAUUACAGGUUGUAUUAGCUAUUAAUUAUGUCAGCCAGUCAUUGGUCGACGAAAUUGAGGAUAGUCCCACAUUUGUUAAGUCAACUAUACUAGGGAUUGCAUUUACUUCAUAUUCUCUUGUACUGUGGAUCAGCUAUGGACUCUUUACUGAUGAUAGUACUAGCAUUCUGGAAAAAUGGAUUUUGUUCAUAGUUCUUUUGGCAACAGUGUCUGUUCUUAUUGUUUGUGUAAUUCAAGAAGAAGGGAUAAUAUCUGAUGCUGCUGUGGUGUCAUUAAUAAUGGUGUGUGUAUUAUGGGCCAUGAAACAAGAACGAAUUAUGACAACAAAUCCACUUCAAAUCCCAAGUAAAUGGACUGAUUCGCUUGGAGGGAGAUCAUUCUUGUGGGUGCUCAAUUCAAUGGCAUCUUCUAGUCUGACUCAUCUUGGCCAAGCCCAAGUAAUCUUGCGUAACCUGUUAUCUSCAACAUAUCUCUUGCUGGCAUUUACCAGGGUUGGAAGUGUUCUCGGUUGUUUGUGUGUUAUCAGAAAUGCUUUUCUUCAGGAACAAGAUGAGGUUGAUGAAGAUUUCUCAGAAAUAACUAAGACAACCUCGCCAAACUUCUGGACGCCUACAUGGAACUCUCUUGUGGUUCGUCUGGUGUUUAUCUUYGUGUACACAGAGUUCUUGUUACGGUCCAUGCUCAUUUCYACUCAACAUUCAAUUCAUUUAACCUUUAAUAUUUUACCUAACUGGAUAAGCUCUCUGUUGUUUGAGCUUUGUUAUAAGGUUCGAGUGUGGAGGAUAUUCCAGUUAUUUGUUACUAUGAUGACCUAUUUAUACAUCUUAUUGUAUCCUAGGGAAUCAUGAAUGCCGUAGCAAUAUUGAGUAUACACUAAAUGUUGUCGGGUCGCAAAAAGACGUCAUAUCAUCAAAGCUAGCACCGAAUGGAAUUUUAGCUUACUCAAAACUUCGAAUCAUAUUUGCCUAAACAUGUAACAACAUAAAAGUAAAAUUCGAUGAGAAGUUGCUAUUUUACUCAUUGAAGGCAAUCUUUUUGAACUGAAACACUGUUUUGCUCAUGAUAUUUGCCAUGCUCUCUUUCGGUCUUAGCUUCAAUGGUGUAACAUUUUGGAAUCGACUACAUUUUUAAUGUAUUAAAAUAGAUCAUAUUAUUCUUCGUUUUCAAGGUACCUCACAGCGGCCAUCUUGGAGGAACCUCAACAAAAGAUUUUAUAUUAGAAUCUAUUGUUCAUUCCUCCAACAUGGCCGCCGAUCUUUUAUCUUUUGAAUCUCCUGGGAAUGGUUGAAAACGAUCAAUAAUAAAAAAAGACAUAUUAUAUGGAUGACAGACGAUGCUGGAAUUGUUAUGUAGAGAAAAUAUAUAGAAAACUACUUCAGUCGUCAAGCAAGAAAAGGUAUUUAAUGUAAAAAAGGCCUGUAAAUUUACAAAUUAAACUAUAUAAAAACAUCGUGUAUGAAAAA
This is a messenger RNA of Exaiptasia diaphana, 1792 nucleotides long. RefSeq lists its product as uncharacterized. NCBI's taxonomy places the organism in Eukaryota, Metazoa, Cnidaria, Anthozoa, Actiniaria, Aiptasiidae. The coding region runs from base 2 to 1177 and encodes 391 amino acids. The transcript is spliced from 8 exons. The record is from RefSeq and is a predicted model, not a curated record.